Molecule: messenger RNA, 1545 nt
Organism: Symbiodinium necroappetens
Lineage: Eukaryota; Dinophyceae; Suessiales; Symbiodiniaceae
Source: the annotation of a GenBank genome assembly
AUGUUGUCCUCCUUGCUAACUGGCUUGGUGGGCGUCGUGGUGCUGCACUUCUACAGGGCAAGGCUGUGUUCCUGGCAAGAGUGGUUCCCACACUUUAUCAAGACAAUCCAGAAUUGGUCGGUCGCAGAAGCCAGCAACUCAAGACCAGCUGACCCUCAAGUUUUCGCUUCCGUGCACCAGAAACGUGAAAAGCUUCUGAAGGAGACGGCCGGCGUCUGGUCGGUCAUGAUUGAAGCAUUUUGGCUUCCAUACUUCUGCGUCGUGAAUUGUUUUGCCUGGGGCGACCCGUCACAGCUGCCUUGCUUCCUCAGUGGGUUCGUGGUGGUGCCUGCGCUGCACAAGCUUGCCAAGCCAGGUGUCAAGCUCACGGCUUCAGUGAUGCAGCAGUUCACCCUCAGCACGUACCUGGCGAUCCUUCUUUCCAGCGUGGGCUUUCCGAGAGAGCUGAUGCCUAUUCUCUAUGUUGCACGGAUCAUGCUCGGCAGCUUUGGCUCUGAUGCUCAGUUCUCCAACAUGGUGAAUAUCCUCAUCGCACCCUUGUGGGUGCUGUCGCACUGGAUGCAAAAGGCAGACGCUGCGACUGCUGAUCUCUUUUACUUUGUCAUCUCAGAGAUCAUAACCCUCGGUGUGACUGCAUUGGCUAUUGGCACACUCAAUGACAAAGAGUAUGAGAUCGCCGCGGCCAACAUGCAAUUGGAAGCCAAGGUCAGAGAGGUGGAAGAAGCGGAGCGCUCCGGUGCAGCUGCGCAGCGCCUGCUGGCUGUGACUUGUGAUGCUUCCACAAGGUUAUCGGAUGACCUCAGGAUAAUUGGUUCCUCACACAGCCUCUCCGAUCUGCUGAUGUGCGGCUUUGGUGCAUCUGGCAGCCAACCCAGCCUCGAAGGAACCCCUUUCAGCCGCUAUGUGGCCGCAGGUGACCAGCAGCGCCUCCAGGAGUUUAUCGCAGAGUCGUCCCAGAGAGACAAACCUCCAAGGUCGAUGCACCUGCAGAUGAAGGACUCCAGCGGAAUUUCGUUCAAUGCCGAGCUCUUUCAUGUUGCUGUUCCAUCGAUGAGGUCGGAUCAGGCGAUUGAGCACUUGAUCGGAAUAAGUCAGGAGAUUGCAGAGCGGACUGGGCCCACCGAGCUAGUGGACCGCUUCGAUCGCACAUUGCGAACACAUGUUUCUGCACAAUCCUCGGACAUGCGCCACAUCUUGGGUGCUGGCGUUAAGUCGGAUAAGCACACGUCCCCUGGCGAGAAUUUUUCAAGCAGCAGCAGGAGCAACGGAAGCGGUCGCAGCUCACGCAGCAGCAGGACUCAGAAUUUGAUCCGCCUCAGUGUGCUCGAGAAGGUAAACUUCGUCAUCGAUGUCCAGACGUUGCAUGACGACUUUGUCUUGCGCUCUGUCACGCUAUCUUUUAAAGAGACCGAGAACGGCUCGAAGUCAGCCAUGCCCAACCUGCUCGAAUGGAUGCGGCCGAACUACAGGGACAAGGUGUACAACUGGGUUCAAGCUCAUGCGAACGCCUUCUACACUGGCCGCGAAUGUAUGGAGACGCCGAGA